UUAAACAUCAUCAAUCCAUCUCCUCUUUGAGGUUUGCAUCAACCAACGCCACAUUCGCAGCAUCAUUCAAAAAGAUAAAACGGAAAUUCAAAUACGACAAAUCACAACUCAUAGCAAAGGUGAAGGUGAAGACUCUUUUACUGCCUAAACUGGGAAAUUUCAGAAGGAAUCACUGUAAACCUUUACAAAUAAUUCGAGAAAUUUUUAAUAGUUAUUAAACCCUCGAACUUUUGUUUGCAAGCUAAAAAUUCAUGAUCCUUCUUAUAAGUCUUUCUCCAGAGAAAUAAAGGGGACUGACAAAUACAUUAAGUUACCUACCUAGGUACCUACGUUCGCAUGUGUGAGUUGAUAUCAAUAAUUUCAAUUAUAUCGAUCCGGUAACAGGUCAUAGGAUGGUCAUAGGAUUCUCAGUACAUCCCUGUUUCUGCAUAGAGCAGACUUUAUUUAUAGUAUGGGUAUUUAUUUGCUAAAAGGUUCAAGUUCGCUUCAACGGAUCAAUAGUCUUUGCACUAUCCGAGGAAUUACAGCCAAUUUGAUUAUAAUUAUUAUUUUUCUUCUAACAAAUCAUCUUAUGUCCAGGCACUUCAUUCUUAUAGCUAUCUAACCUACCCAGCUUUAGUUGGACGCUUUAUAACCAGCUAGUCAAGUCGAUACCUGACACGAAAAGGAAAGGCCUUCUAAUGGCUGAGAAUACUUUAGUAUUGCCGUCGAUUGCGGCAAUGCAAUUAGAACCUCAUCUACCUCCAUCAUCGUCACCAUCAGCAUCCUCUGACAAGGAUAUAUCUUCAUCGUCUGAGUCACCUUUUGUUACGCUAACAUUUGCCACGUCUCUCGACUCAGCAUUAUCCCUCGGCCCAGGUAUGAGGACAACCCUCUCAGGUCUGAAGUCAAAAGCUAUGACCCAUUAUCUCCGUAGCCGCCACGACGCCAUCUGUGUUGGAGUUGGGACGGUUAUCGCCGACGAUCCAGGAUUAAACUGCCGUCUCGCGGCUGAUGCUCCGCCUCUAGAGACUUCACCGACUGCCGAUACCGCCGGCGUCGGUGCUCUCCUAGGACUUGCUUCUGUCUCAACUAAGCAAUCUGUUAUCGAUGAAACUAAUGCUGCCAUCACUGCACGUCAGCCCCGGCCCAUAGUCAUCGACCCCAAGUUACGUUGGGAUUUCACUUCAGAGAGCAAAGUGAUGAAGCUAGCUCGUUCAGGCAAGGGUUUAGCUCCGUACAUCAUAACGGCUAUACCUAACCCUCCAGAGGAGAAAAUGAAGCUAUUGCAAGAUCUCGGCGGGAAGUUUAUCAUCCUGACUCAACCCCAAAACUCUGUGCCUGGUGUCGAUCCAACCAAUCGCCGUUUCGAUUGGCACACUAUCUUAGCGGCUGUGCGGAACGAGGGAUUGCAGAGCAUCAUGAUCGAGGGCGGCGGCGAGGUGAUCAACUCACUCCUUUCUCAAGAGAACUCUCAUCUAGUUGAUUCGGUCAUAAUAACUAUUGCGCCCACCUGGCUCGGUCAGGGGAGCGUCUUUGUUUCGCCACCUCGAAGUGUUGAUGCCAACGGUAGCCCACGUGCUGUAGCUCGGCUUACGAACAUAACGUACAUGCCCCUUGGGGAAGAUCUAGUGCUAUGCGGAAAUAUUGCAUCGAGAGAUUAACACCUAUAAUUAUGUUAUUGGUCCUUUAUAAACUGUUUGGUGUAUUGUGCUUGGUGGUCGUGUGGCUCCAAAUACUAGACCCGUCUCGGAUCUUUUUCUGGUGUAAGGGUUUUUUUUUUGGACAUUCUAGAUCCCAGCUUCCAUACAUCUAUUAGUUAAAGCUUAUGAAUUCGCCGGCAACGGUUCAGCGGUUUGGAAGGCAACAUACGGACGAUAUAGUCAUUUGCCUAACCCACGCGUAUCUGUACACCGAAGACAAUCUCAAUCGAGUCCUUCUGAGCCUUAGUUAUAGAAAUUAAUGGAUAACCACUAUGAAUAAGGGCACAAUUAUGUUCUUUGGCACUAGAUACCAGUGAUCAGAUGACUAGAGUCGGAUCGCAGUAUUUUCCACCA
Molecule: messenger RNA, 2036 nt
Organism: Daldinia caldariorum
Lineage: Eukaryota; Fungi; Ascomycota; Sordariomycetes; Xylariales; Hypoxylaceae
Product: putative riboflavin biosynthesis protein Rib7
Exons: 1
Coding region: 681-1643 (320 amino acids)
Biological process (GO): riboflavin biosynthetic process
Molecular function (GO): 5-amino-6-(5-phosphoribosylamino)uracil reductase activity
Source: RefSeq, a predicted model, not a curated record